This is a messenger RNA of Lithohypha guttulata, 1107 nucleotides long. RefSeq lists its product as uncharacterized. Bases 1 to 1107 code for a protein of 368 amino acids. The record is from RefSeq and is a predicted model, not a curated record. Gene Ontology annotation, molecular function: 2-oxoglutarate-dependent dioxygenase activity. The transcript has a single exon. Lineage: Eukaryota; Fungi; Ascomycota; Eurotiomycetes; Chaetothyriales; Trichomeriaceae.
AUGGCUGCUGUAGAGACAUUGACCACGUCGACGCCUCUACCCAAGUACGUGCAAACUCCAGUCACUCAAGAGGAACUUGACUGGGCCGAUCUUGUAACACUUGAUCUAUCUGACUUCGAUAAGUCGGGCGGAAAAGAGCGUUUGACAAAGCAGCUGUUCAGCGCCGUACAGAACAUUGGCUUUUUCUAUGUCAUAAACUUCGGUCUUAGCCAAGACGAGGUUGAUCGACAGUUUGCUAUAGGCAAAGAGCUCUUCAAUCUACCGACAAAGGAGAAGCUCAAAUUCAGAGCAGACCUUGAGAAUGGCGGAUACAAUGGCUACAAGCCUUUGGGUCUAAGAGAGAUCAAGCCUGGCUACUACGACAAUACAGAAAUUUACAACAUACCUAAAUUCAUCCCGGCAUUCCAGCAAGCUCACCCAGACAUCGUCAAAGCCCACUAUGACGAGAUUGAGCACUUCAGCAAGCAGAUAUAUGAGCGGGUAGUCCGAAAGCUUCUUGUUCUGUUUGCACUGGUACUGGAGCUGCCAGAGGACUAUUUCUUGCAGACACACGAGUACGAUCAGGACUCCGACUGUCAUCUGCGAUACAUGAAGUAUCAUAAGAAGACUGCCGAAGAAAAUGCGCAGAUAGACAACGUUUGGGUCAAGGGUCACACAGACUUCGGCUCAUUGACCCUCCUGUUCCGCCAACCCAUCGCGUCUUUGCAGGUCCGAACACCAGAUGGCAAAGGCUGGAAAUGGGUAAAGCCAUACCCAGAGAGCAUCACAGUCAAUCUCGCAGAUGUCCUAGAAUUCAUCACCAAUGGAUUUUUAAAAUCAAGUAUUCAUCGCGUUGUGGCUCCACCUCCUGACCAAGCGAAUAUCGAUCGACAUGGCGUACUGUAUUUCGUCCGACCAAGAAGCGACCUGUGCCUUGAGCCCGUGCGAUCGAGAGUGCUCGAGAGGCUGGGAUAUGAUAAGCUUGUAGACGAAAAGGCCGUAGGACUGACGGCAGGUGAUUGGGUGAAGGCUCGAGUGAAGAAAAAUGUGAACAAAUAUCCUAAUGGAAAAGGCCCAGAACAGGAGACGGAAAUACUUGGUGGUGUAAAGGCGAAGUACUAUGACUAA